Messenger RNA from Varroa destructor (honeybee mite), 6387 nucleotides. Its product is annotated as carboxypeptidase D-like. Gene Ontology annotation, molecular function: metallocarboxypeptidase activity; zinc ion binding. The record is from RefSeq and is a predicted model, not a curated record. Lineage: Eukaryota; Metazoa; Arthropoda; Arachnida; Mesostigmata; Varroidae. Gene Ontology annotation, biological process: protein processing; peptide metabolic process.
UCAAAUAAUUUUCCUUAUCUCCAGUCACAGCGUGUAUUUUAAUGUAUUUUCAGAAACGCCACCUGAACCUAUAUCUCGACUUUAUCCCCUUGUCGCAUCGACGAGGUUCCUACGAAGAACAGUGACGAAGUCAACCACGACAGUGUGACGCCUAAAGGAAUAGGAGAUCUUUUUGGAUCAGUCAACUAAUGUUUCUUGCUUGUUCCUGUUGUGCUGUUUAUGGAUGGGUAUUUUCUCGCAGUCAGUUUGUUCCGAAGCUGUGCUACUGCUGCUGCCGGUGUUGCAUUCAUCGCGCGGAUUUUCCGCCGGGAAAGGGCCUUAAAGUUGUGUUGCUUUAGGCCCCUUUCCCGUCUAUUCUCUCUCAACGGCCGCCAUGGCGCGGCCUUUCGGUUCCUUGGGGCCGGCUCUAUACAGACAGCGACGAUAAAAAAUUCUGCGCGCCCAGCGCCUUCCGCGCUCAGUCCACUAUCUGGCGCUACACAACCAUCAGCUUCUACUUUUACACAAGCGAAACACUCAUUGCACUGCAUUUAUAUUGUGCCAGCACGACGGCACGUAACGCCGAACUGUUGUGGGAGCUGAUUGCGGGCUUGUGGUUAAGGUGCGGCCAGUGAGCACCAAAAUCGGACAGCUUCAUCCGUUUGGCAUCCAGAGCAGCACAUAGCCUUUCCCCGGCGGCGGACCCGUUUAAAGAGCGCGAGGGGCAAAGGGCAAGGGCAACGAAAGGGGCUUUGGUUGGCGAGCCGCUCCUCCCCCCGUCGUGCCGCUGUACCAUGAUGGUUGAACGAAUUUAACAAGGCAAGAAGCAUCAAGUCGCGCGCACGAGACACAAUCAUAGAGAAAUAUAAAAGUGCAAAAAGAAAGAAGGAUAGAAAAGGAAAGAAAGGGUGAGAGCGAAGGCCGCCAGUGUCUGUGGCUAUAGAGUGUAUCCUACUUGCAUCGAUCCGUGUUCAGCUGCUCCUUGGCUGAUUAAGAGCAGCCAGCUGCUGCUGCUGCUGUGCUGUGAGGGGUUAGUCUGGUCUGUUGUGCUGCGGUCUGGUUUAUUGUGAUCGGUUGAUUGUUCGGUUGAUGGUGUAACACGCUCUCCCCCGAUAGAGUUGUACUUUUUGAGGUUGCGCGCGCCAGUGCUAGUGCUGCUUGUUCUAAUAAUAAUAACAACAAAAGGCGCCGCCGUCGCUGCUGCGGUCGUUGUCGUCAUAACCAGCCGCCGCCGCCGCCGCCGCAGCAGCGGCAGCAGUUCCUGUGUCGUCAUCAACUGACAUCUCCUGCAGCUCUGUUCCUGGGACAGUGGCACACGGCGACAGGGACGAGGACACAGUUGUCGUUUGCUGAAAUACGCCAGCCGCCUCUAGUUACCCAUUGGCUCGUGGUUAUAUAUGGUAGUAGACAGUCGUUCUCUGUCCCUAAACUACCAGCCAACUGAUCGAAAAUUAGCGGCAAAGGCGACAGCAGUAAAACGAAUUUGCAGAGGCAACGACGACUUCUUGACAUCUGUGUCCCUUUCUCUGCCACUUGCUGGGGUCAUCCUCUGCCAUUGACCGUCCAUCUGUAUCGUGUGCCAGAUACCCACACGCGGUGACAAUCGGAGCUAUUGUUGGUUAUCUACUGACUAUCGGUCACUACCGUUUGAGUCAGUUCGAUCAUGAACAACGGUUGGCUGUCAGCUUCUUUCUCCAUUUGUCUCUUUCGUGCCGAAUAGCAAGCGAAAGGGGGCUUGCACUUUUGACACUUCGCGCACUCGAUCACCGUCUCAGUGCAGCUGUUGCCAGCGGCGCUCACAGCUUUCACUAAACGCAGCUGUAGCAACGUAGCGCAGGAGCAGAGGACCGACUGACGUCAUCCGCCGUUGCGCUGCCUUCCUUCGCAGUCCCGUAUCGCGCACACGCAUACGGUGAGCUCCGGUUGGCCCGUUGACAUCUGGAAUCAGCAGCGGCGGGACGGCGGCGCUACCAUUUAGCAUCGGCACCAGACACGAUCACACAUGCGGUACAUCGCUGUCACUGUAUCAAUGGACGUGACAAACUACGUACCUUGGGUACGUUGACAUUCGGUUAGAAAACUGCUACGAGCUGCAGAGAGUGCGUUAAUAAACGGGGUGAUACAGGUGGCACUGUUUGUGGUUUGCGUCUUCACAGACAGAAUUUUGUAUGGCAGACGCGUACGGGGAGGAGGAUAGAAAUCUGCGCCCAGAAACGACCAGCGAGCAAUUCGCGGCUGAAAACCAAUUACGCCUUUCAGCUGGUCUAGCUACGUCAGUGGCAUUUGAAAUAGGUCUGUGAAGGUUGGUGAGAGUCCGAUGAAAAGCCGGUAUUCUCCUGCCGUGAAGUGUAACAGCUUUCAAGAAACGUUGCGCCGAGUCGCGCCGUACAGCCCGGUGUCACAGUGUUUGUCAAGUGUUGUAUAUAAACCAGUGUACAAGGAAGAUAUAUAUAUUCGGCCGCCAACUCGAGAUCGUUUCCUGCUGUAGCGGCACGAGUACCAUUACCGUUACCGUUACCGUACUAACAUAAUUACAAACGUCUGCUUAUGCAAGGAUUUAUUUGAUAUACUCGUGUUGUAACAAAGAAGACAAGAGCAGAAACAAAAACCAACGGUUCGAAAGCGAUGUCAUUUUUGCCAGUAGCGUUUGCCCUGGCGCGGCUGAUCGCGUUAGGCCAAACUGUCGCAAUUGUCCCUCGUGAAUUCGAGUUUAAGCACCAUAACAAUUAUGAACUGAACAAAAAGCUCGAACGUAUUCAGAGUGAAUGCCCCUCGAUAACACUGCUUUACGAGCUGAACUACCGGUCGCUGAAGGGGUGGCCAUUGACCGUUAUCGAAUUUUCCAACAACCCCGGCGUUCACGAACUACUGGAACCGGAGUUUAAAUACAUUGGAAAUAUGCACGGCAACGAAGUGCUUGGACGUGAGAUGCUGCUGAAGCUGGCGGAUGACCUGUGCAAGCAAUAUAACGCGGGCGAUCCCGAGGUGACACGGCUGAUUAACACAACCCGUAUUCACAUCAUGCCAUCUAUGAACCCUGACGGCUGGGACAAGGCCACGGAAGUAAGGACAACAGGCCAUGCUGCUGGCGCCAGCAGCAGCACUAGUGCUGCCGGCUUAAACGGUGCAGGCAUCGGGGUCAGCCAUUUAGCCCUUUCCUUCCCACAAUUGCUACGUAUGUGGUGGAGCAAACGAGAUUGGCUGACGGGCCGCGGAAACGCAAACGACGUGGAUCUAAACCGAGAUUUCCCCAACCUGAACCGGAAGUACAACAAAAUUCGCAGGGCAGAUAGUGAUGCAAAGGCUCACCAUCUCUUCGAUGGUAACCUCGAUCAUGCCAUCCAGCCGGAGACCCGCGCUGUCAUCGAGUGGAUCAUCUCGAAACCUUUUGUGCUCUCAGCCAAUCUUCACGGAGGCGCCCUUGUUGCUAAUUAUCCCUUUGACGAUACAGCUGACGGAACCGUUAGAAGGUACACCGCCUCACCUGAUGAUGAUGUGUUUAGGUACCUGGCCAGAGUAUACGCAGACAACCAUCCUGAUAUGCAUAUUGGGAGAUCUUGUGAUGCGAGCGAUGGCUUUCAGAAUACCAAAGGCAUCACGAAUGGUGCUGCUUGGUACGCAGUGGCCGGAGGAAUGCAGGACUUUAACUAUCUUUCAUCUAACGAUUUCGAAAUCACACUGGAGCUCGGAUGUGAAAAAUACCCUUCGGCAGAUCAACUCCCGAUUGAAUGGAAGCGCAAUCGACGAGCUCUCUACGAAUUCAUGUGGAGAACCCAUCAAGGUAUCAAGGGAUUUGUCGUUGAUGCUGAAACCCACCAGCCGAUUUCCGGAGCAGAGAUUUCAAUAUUCAACAUCAGUGAUGAUGGAGUACCCGCACGCCUGAAGCACGAUGUUACUUCAACGAAGGCCGGGGAAUUUUGGCGCAUCCUCUUGCCUGGCCAUUAUACGGUUCAGGCCUCAGCACCAGGCUAUGAGGCUCAGCGAGUCACUCUGACGGUUCAACCGUUCAGCAAAAAUUCCGACCCAACCCGGGUCGACUUCAAGCUGCAGCCGCUCGAGGUUACGGUACCAACCAGAGAUGCGAACUCCGAUCCAGACAAAGAAUCGCUUGAUAUUCUCGCGCUGAUCGAAGCGGAGGCCCGACGUAUCAGACUCCAAGAACGUGAGCAACAGCUGGAACGCGAGCAGAAUUUCAUGGAACGACUGCUCCAAGAUCAACAGGACAACUAAAUAUAGGACUUUAAUAUGACGAUCCUUUUGCUCGAAAAAGCAGAGCAAAACGAACGCGUAUUAAGAAAAAACGGCCACAUUGGUAAAGAAAAGCUAACUAUACCUGGCGUACCUAAGAGGCUCGUCAAGCUAUAUGCAUCUAAGGGGAAAACAUACUCGGGCAUAAUCGUUUAUUAAUUAUAAUUACGUGCUGUAUAAUAUAAAAAAGAACAAGAAUGUGAUUUGGAUGGAGUUGUGUGUGUAAACUGUGCAGAAAACUGCACGCUUAACAGGCAUGGGGCUAAGUAUACGAAACAAGACGUAUGUAGUGGAGUCUAGCUAACGGUGCGCUGUUCGUAAUUAUUAUGAUUAUAUAUAUAAGCUGUGGUAAAAGACUUGGAUAGAAGCGUCAUUUACAGCUGAAGAGAAUGGACAGCAGAUAGUCUGCGUGGGAAAAAGCUUAAUUCUACAAAAUCAAUAGUCAUACGAAGAGAGGUUAUACGCUGGAAAUUUAAAGGGACCUAAAUUAGGUUAUGGCCGUAUUUAGAGAAAAGGUUGCAUACCUAAUUAACCUGUCUGGAAAGACAAUAGCAAGUAAACGCGCUUCUCCCGGUCGAACACCGUUUGUCAGUUUCGAUGAUCCUGUACAAAUCGGGUUUCGGUAGUUAACUGGUUGCAGAAAUACCACUGAAUCGUACAUAAUUGAUCGGUUUUACUUUGAGAACCUUAAAACUGAUAUUGGUUGAGAUCCUAAAUACAUCGCCAGCAGGGCAGGACAUUGCAGUUAGUAGGAUAUGUGAUAGAACAUGCAGCCAGAUCUGUGUUUGAGUACUCUGCUAUAAUAUCAGUUUCUCGAAUGUAUGAUUCUUGCUUCUUUUUAAUGCAACUGUUGCAUGUUCUAUCCUCGUUGGUGCAGCUCGUUAAAGGCUAAGAUCAACGAACUGCAGCCUAUGUUCAAUUCAUGGCAGUUGAACAAGAUGUCAUCGAAUGUGGGCCAGUGUUUUGUAUAUGAAACUUCUUACGAUGCGAAACACUAAAGUUCGGUUGAUAUCGCCCUAAAUCAUGCGGAACUUUAGCUGUGUUUUAUGUAAAAUAACUAUAAGCAGAACUGAUGCGUUGCGUCAGCCGUCCCAGGCACGCUUUGUACAAGCGAAAAAAGAUCAGGAUUUUGCAUGGAGCAAAGCAAUUGACAGAGCUUACGCGUAGGUUGAUUUGUUUCAACGUUGAUUACAAGCCUAAGGAAGUUUCAUUUAAAUAUCAAUUAACUGUAUUCAUUCCCCUAAAUAUCAGAACCCAUUAAUUUGUGAUAGGAUUAUGAUGUUUUGAACAGUCUGCUCAGUUUUAUGAAUAACUUAUUUCUUAUCGCUCUGAAAACGUUCAUCUAUCUUCGCCUCGCCUCGCCUCAUCCCUGGCAUACAUCCUGUUCCACGUAAAACUUUGCAAUUGUCGUAUAUAUAUAAUCUACCCGAGUAUAUAUAUAUACUUUCUUGAAAGCGAUGUGACAGACUCUCUCCUCUAUAAACGUAGAAUGUGGAGACGAUGAGCUUGGGAAACUCGCGUGAAUGAUCUUUGAUGUGGGUAGAACUAUUACCGGAUACGUUCUUUGCCCUCCUAGCGGAAACUGCUAUAGAAAAUAAGCUACUGAGAUUCUGGCACAGUUCAGCAAAGGGCUUUUGAUGUAUCCAAACGCAGUUGUGUCGGAACGCUUGUGGAGAACGUAGCAAAAUACGAAUGCUUGUUUUCAGUUUGUAAUCACUUGCUGUGGUGUUUGACCUUUCGAGCGGCUUCGUCGGAUGUGGAAGUGGUGCUUCAUUAAUGAUGCUGAAAAAUUCAGAUAAAAACAUCAGAAAACAAAAAACGAAAAUUGAGUGCUUAUACAGAAUCGUAAAGAUUAACCAAGUAUCUAAUGGCAUCGUUAUGUUCUAAAUUUGGCGCUUUUUUUUUUUUUUUUUUACUACAGCUAGAUGUUUGUAGUAAACCCACGCACUUUUCCGAGUUCAUUCGCUAUUUUGGCAAACCAGGUGUACUCAAUUUUUCUAAUUAAUUCUCUUUAGAAUAUGGGCUUGGGUGGCUUAAAGUGGGCUUAUAAUUGCUCUUUUAUGUUGGCCUUAUUAAAUUACCUAUUAUACGCCAAAGAAGUUGUUUCUCUUUUCAAAAUACGUGAGCCGCUACAUACAUAGCCACUUAGGCCAUAUUUUC